This is a messenger RNA of Aspergillus affinis, 2937 nucleotides long. RefSeq lists its product as uncharacterized. The record is from RefSeq and is a predicted model, not a curated record. The coding region runs from base 1 to 2937 and encodes 978 amino acids. The transcript has 4 exons. Lineage: Eukaryota; Fungi; Ascomycota; Eurotiomycetes; Eurotiales; Aspergillaceae.
AUGGCCCCCGGCUGGGCAUCUCCGCCAUCCCAUCCAGGGAGUCCCCCCGGCCAGCCAAGUCUUUAUCCUCAUCCUCAUCUUUCCCAUUCUUCAUCCACUCCUCCUGCUCUCCUGUCCGUCACCUCUCCUCCCUCCCCCUCCCUCGUGCGCCGUAAGCCGUUGCCCCAGAAUGCCUCCCCUGUGAUCCCUUCUGGCCAUUCCAGGCUCUCGACCUUGUCCUCCAUCACCUCCUUCCCCGGGGGCGAUACGCCUGCAGAUCCUCCAAACCCUACUUCCCUCUCCAAUUCGGCCUCCCAUCUUUCAGUCUCGGCCACCCACUAUCAGUCCUCCUCUUCCCUUUCUUCCCCGUCUUCCGUGCAUGACGACCCCUCCCUCUCUGUUUCCAGGGACCUGGAUAGAUUUCCCCGUCCUGGUGGUCCGUCCACGUCCCGUCAUUUGCGAAUCGACACCUCGACCUCCUUUGUAAAUCUCGACGACAGCGACGAAGACGGCACCGGUUAUCCCUCCCAAUUGACGAAUGGGCCCCCGGUCCAUAGCCGCCUUGUCAGCGAACCCUUCGUCCCGGUCCUGAAAUCGCCCCCAAUCCUCCAUAAAAGAGCCGCGACCAUGGCCCUACAUCCCCCCUCCAAUCGUCCGCCGCCACUGCACAUCGACUCCGUGCGAGGCAUGCAGGCGGCCAUGGACUCCAGACACAACCACCAACACCAACAACCGAAAACCCCCGCAAAUAAGAUCAGUAAUUUCUUCGGCUGGCGAGCCCAGUCGUCCUCCCCCGGCGCCGAAUCGUCCAGCACCGAAAUCUCCGACACGGGCCGGUCCCCGUUGCCAUCUCCGCUGCCGCAGUCUCUUCCUAGUGCCUCCUACUCGAUCACCCCCUCCACCACCGUCCCCCUCGAUCACUCCAAGCACCCCGGGCCGCCCAUGCGGAACCCUUCCCUGAGCAGUGCCGGGAUGGCGGAGUCGGGGUCGUCCACGUUGGUGGCGGAGAUCGAAAACGAGUUGCGGGAGAUCAGCUCCGAAUUGGCUGGUUCGAUCCGCCGGGAGAUGGAACUCGAGGAUCUGGUAGAGCGGCUGCAAUCGGAGGACACUCCGAACCGACGCACGAGCGACUACUUCUCCGAUUCGGGCUCCAGCUCCAUCCGAUACACCUAUGACGGCCGGUUAGAAGAUGUGGAAAAAUUCCGACGUACCGCAGAGCAAGAGCGCGCACAGUUGAAGGUCGAUCUGACGCAGAAGUGGCACGAGGAACGGUCGCGCCGUGCGGCCACCGAGUCCCACGUGCAAAUCCUCGAGUCACAGGUGCAGCAGCUCCGACGAGAACGAGCCGAGUUUUCUGACCUGUCGUCCCGAGCCAAAGAACUCGAGAGUUCUCUCGACUCUGCCCGCCGAAAGCUGGCUGAGGAACGACAAAUCAAAGAUAAUUUUGAAGAUCUCCUCACUGCCAUGCGCGUGGAAUUGGAACAGCUUCGAAAUGAGCGGGAUCAGCUGCGGGACGACGUGAUCCCUCAACUGCAGCACGGCCAGGGCGGCUCCGCCAACCCCUCGGAGGUGCAGCGUCUGGUUGAAGAAGUCGAGGCAUUGAGAAUCGAGAAUGCAUCGUUAGCGCAGCUGCAGGGCAGCCGAUUCGCUUCCAUCGCAGAAGAGGAUGGCUCGUCCAGCCGACGAAGCUCGGGCUUGGGAUUGUCGCGCUCAAACUCAUUAGCUCGCGGUAUGCACUCGAAAUCGGGCGCGCCCAGCGGUCUGUCACGGUCGAACUCGCUGUCUCGCGCGAACACGGUCUCCGGUCGCGGUGAACGCGACACCAACACCCGGGAAUCGCUGGCGGACCGGGUGGAAGGCGCCGAAGCUCAACGCGAUGCUCUCCACGGGGCUCUGCGGCGGCUGCUCGACCGUCAGACCCACGACGCUCGCGAAUACGAGAAGCGCAUCAAAGUCAUGGAACUGCAGGUGCUGCACGCGCAACAGUCUGGCUCCCCGCGCAAGCUGGGAUACGAGCGGCAGGUGCGCAACCUGCAAGACGAAGUCAACCAUCUGCGGACCCGCGCGCAGGACGCUCUCGACCAGAAGUGGCAGUGCGAGAAGGGAUUGGCGGGCCUCAAGAUGGAUCUGGACCGUGCCGAGCAGGAGACCUCGUCCCUGCGCGAGCUGUUGCAGGAGCACGACAUCACCGCUCCCCAUGAAGUUGAGACCGAUAGAGACGGUUUCGCCGAGGUCAUUGCCACCUCGUCGUCGCUGGAGUCCGCCUAUAAACAGCUGCAGGCGGACCGGGAAUCUGCAGAGGCCAGCGCUGCGCAGUCGCCGCAGGAGGGCCACGAAGACCUCGCGGCCUCCGUCAGUCGCACAGAAGUCUUGGCGCAGAACGUACGCCGACAACUCGACACGAACCACACCCUACGCAGCCGUCUAGCAGACGCCAUCGGCAAAGGCGAGAAGGAUCAGCAGGUCUCGGCCACCCGCAUCAACGAGAUGCAGGCCCGACUGAAGGAGCUGGAGGACCUGCUCAUGCUCGCACAACAGCAUUCUGAGGAUGAGAUGGCCCGCCACGACGAGGAGAUCCGUCACCUCGAGGAGACGCACAGCGCGCAACUCAUGCGCUUGAAGGACAACGGCGGCCGCAGUCCUGCCACUUUGUCUCCCCUACCUCCUUCCACCCCCUUCGGCUCGCGGUCGCCGCGCCUGGAUAAGACGACCAGUGGUGACGGCAUGCCUUUGACCCAGGCCAUUCAAUCGGAGGCCCUGGAACAGCGGGUCAAGGAACUCGAGAGACUUCUGCGCGAAGCGGAUAACGAGAUGAGCGAGGUGGUCAGCCGAAUGAACCGGGCUCAGAUCGACGUGGCGGAACUUCAAUCCGACCGGGAUGACGCUCUCCGCCAAACACGCCGACUUCAGUCUGAAAUCCAGGCCGAACGGGAAGCGUUCAAGGCCUUGAUGGGUUGA